AUGUUGAUUAGCCUGGUGCAGUUGCUCAUUCAGAUGGUGGCUAAGCUUUCGAAUGCGAGUGAGAUCCAGAGCAUCGUUGCGCAGGCUGAUGCUACUGUGCAGGGCCUCAGUGCUUCCACUCAGGGGGGGGCGGAGAAUGUGCGGCAAGUGCGUGUUGAAGAGCCGGAGGGUGAGUGGACUCAGGUGAGGAAAAAGAAGCGGGGGAAAGGCAAAGGAGAUGAUACUGCGCAGUCAGCCCCCUUAGCUGAUGCUGCGCCUCGAAAUGGCAAGAAGGGCGGGAAGGAGAAGCCUGAGAAAGUUGGCAAAGCGCGUCCUUGCGAUGCAGCCAAUGGUCCUCGCUCAGAGGGCAAGAAGGGUCAGGGCAAGGGUGAAGGGGUGGGUGAGCGCAGGGCGUUUGAGCGCCCUGAGCUCAAGCAUGAUGAGUGGGAGCUUCGGCAGGAGGACUGGCAUGCUACGCUAGUUACCUCGGAGCAGCUCGAGGAUUACAACAAGGCGGGUGAAUCGCUACUUGUCUUGGCAAAAAACCGUGAGGAGGCUGAGGUCCUCCAGGUUUUGGCCAGUGGGCGCAGCUUCAAGAGCUCGCUGCUUGUGGUCUAUCGCCAUGAUGAAGGCUCUCUGUCGAUGCCAUUUUGGCAGAAGGGGCGUGCGGCUUUGCAUCGCGUUGCGAUCUUGAAGUUCCAGGUCAAUGGUGUUGCGUUGGCCACCCUCAAGGGUGAGAGGAAGGUCGUCAGUAUUAAGGCGGUCCCCACCACGGUGCUGCGCCUUGCGCUGAUUCAACAGCUUGCGUCAGCGGCUGACUGGGCUGCUGCCACCAAGAACCUUAGGAGCUUUGCCAUGACCAGGGCUGCUGCGGUCAAAGACCUCUGGGGUGGAGCUGUGGAGCAGAAGCGCGGAGCCACUUUAGUGGCAUUGGUGCGUGUGCCUGACGACCAAGUUCAGGCACUCUUGCAGAAGAGUGGCGUUGGCGGUCUUUUCUGGGAGCCUUUGCAGCGCAGUGUUGCGGGGGUCAACUUGGGCGUGCGAUGGAUUGAUGCCAAUGAAGGGGAGAACGAGGUUGACUACUUCCAGCGAUGCUUGCUCAUGAAGCCGGCCUGGGGCUUGGUGGCUGGUCGCAAGCAAAUUGGCAUACGAGUUGACCGCUCAACGGAACUUGUCAUCAGAUCGUGGAGACUCCCCAACCUGCCGCACGAGUGGACGCAGGAUGACGUGAUGAAGGUGGUUCAGGAAGCUGGGCUUGAGCAGGUUACCGUCACUGGUCGUCUUACCAGAAAAGGCACCGCCACCUGGUUCGUGCGUGGGGCGGCCUCGCUGGAUGUACUAGCCAUUCCCGUUGAGCAGGGUUCUCCGCCAAAGCAGACGUUGUACUACUUGCUUCCGGCUACUCCGAGUGCGAGGGGGCCGUCUGCGAGACAGCCGCUGCCGCGGCAAACGCCUGUUGCGGUUGAGACCAACCAGUUCAAAGUGGUGCAGAAGCCGCUGGCUGGUGAGCAGGAGACUGGCGAGGGCAGACCUGAGGGUGAUGCCAAACGUCAAGCGAUUGGUUUGAGAGAGGUGCCUGAUGGCACUAAGCUCAUUCAGAUCCAGCGUGAUGGCAAUUGCUUGCCAGGAUGUGUGGCCCAAGCUGUGGCGUGGCACAAGAAUGCCAGCCGACCGAUGCCCACGAGCCGCAUGAGAGCUGAGGUUGUAGCCUACAUGAGGAGGAAGCAAGCGCAUUUUGCUCCCUUCUGGGAUAAGAGAGAUACGAAUGAUGAUGAAGGAGGCGUGCCUGACUUUGAGUCCUACCUGAAAGAGGCUGCAAUGGAAGGAAAGUACUGGGGCCAUCUGGAGAUUAUGGCAGCUGCCGAUCUCUUCAGCUUGGCGGUGUACAUCAUUCCUGCAGAGGCCUCCUUGACGCCGACUAAGGUUGGAACUGGCAAUUUUCCUGUUGCUCUCUCCUUUGAGCGUGGCACGGGGAAGAUCGGCCACUAUGACUUGCUGGUGCCUGCCCUCGAUGGUGGGCCCUUGCCAGCGGUGAUCACGAACAUCCAGGAGAUCGGUGACACUAAGGGCGGUCGAGGUGGAGGAGUCCGGGACCGCCCGAAUGACACUGCUGAGGGCUCUGAUGCGGCGUGGACCGUGUAUACUCGCAAUGCUGAAGGAUUUCAUGUGCCGGUUGGAAGAGUAAGCGGCGCUGUUGUUCCUCCGCCUGCGCCCGUGAGGCCAUCGGCGAGCGCGGCUGGGGACGGCAGCAGCCGAAGGGGCGCACCGAGCGCUGCCACUGGUGGCGCAGCAAGCUGUUCGCUGGUUGCAGCUUUUGCACGGGGAGCGAGGAGGUGUGAGCUUUCGCGAGACAGCUCCAGGUGCAGCAAUGACGCUGAGGAUGAUGUGGCGGUUUUGGCUGAUGUGGAGGGCAUUGAUACGGAGCCUGCCGAACCGAAGCGAAGGAAGAAGCGCAAAAUCUGGGAGUGGACAUGUCCUGUCCCUGACUGUGGCUUCACGUGCGGAGGCUCCUUUUGGUCUUUCCGCAAGAACAAGCACAUUCGAGCGUGGCAUCCUGAGCGCAUGAAGGAGCUCAAUCUUCGUGGCGUCAUAGAUGAGCCGAUCGAGGUGCGUGAUGACGCUGUUGUCACUUGGAGGUGCCCUGUGUGCCUCAAGGCUUUCCCCGCAGAGUGGAACUUGACUGGGGACAAGCUGCGGCAGUGGAAGCUCGCGCAUGGAGCACGGGCGCAUCCUGAGGAGAACAUCGCCAUCUUCAAGAGGAGAGUCGCUCGGCCCUGCAAUGCGCCCAAGGCCACCCAAGCCGUGCGAGCGAAAGGGGUCUCGUCGCGGCUUUCUCAGAUCAAGCGUGGCAUUGGUGGACACAGUGGACUCUUCACGAUUGAUGUGCCAGCAACACAGCCUGGGCGGCGUAGCGCCGCGUAUUUUGUUUGCCGCCAUUGUAAGUGCCUCGCGCAUACUGCCAAGCUCCUGGCCAAGAUGCCCUGUGAGGCGGUCGUGGGCAUGUCGCAGCAGCGCCAGGCCUUGAUUCAGCGACUGGCCAAGCAGAAAGAAGAUGCGACGCUGGAUGAGCGACUUCGAAGUGGUGCGGCUGAGCUUGUCAACUUCCUCACUGCUGGAGCGGGCGAGGGUGAGGCCUCGAAGCAGCACAUCGCCCGAGAUCAUGAGCUCGAGGCCAUCCCAUGGCCGAUGGAGGACAAGUCUUUUGAAGUGCGCUUUGUGUGUGUUGCCUGCCGCCGGUUGGCAGGCAACGAGCGGGGCUUUCCCAAGGGCACUUGCAAGGGCGAGAAGGCUUUCGCGAAGUAUCGCCAGCGAUGGCUUCGGGAGCUGGAGCCCUGGCUGAAGGAUGAUGGGCCUCGCGGGCGUGCUGCGCGGCAGGCCAAGUCCAAGCUUGGCAUCUUGGAUGAGCCGAGUCCGCCUGAGCUUCCCCGAGGACUGAUUGGUGGCGGCGAGGAGCGAGCAGCAUGA
Molecule: messenger RNA, 3444 nt
Organism: Symbiodinium natans
Lineage: Eukaryota; Dinophyceae; Suessiales; Symbiodiniaceae
Source: the annotation of a GenBank genome assembly